AUGAUGUUCAAGACGCCUUUCGUUUUGUUCUUUGCCCUGGUGGCCAGUGUGUGUGCUUAUUCAGAUGAGCUUUUAGCGUUAAUGCAGCGUAAUUCUUAUCUUGCCAAUGCGCCAUACUGUUUGGAGAAGUUUUUGUUGACCGAUCUUUUCCACAAUGGUCGUUACUAUUUGGAGAAGCAGGGUCUUCAGGUGGUUCAGAUCUUCAAGCCAGAUGUAGGCAGAAACACGCAGCUUUCUGCGUACAGUUUUUUGGGGAUCAACGACACAGCCAAGGAAAUUGUCAUCUCUUUCAGAGGGUCCUUGACUCUAAAUGAUUGGAUUGUUGACUUCACUUUCCUACCACAAACCUACAAGCCAUUGAGUGGCGUCGGUGAGUGUACAGGGGACUGUAAGGUCCAUCUGGGCGUGUACGAACAAUUUAAGUUGACUUAUAAGGAUAUUAUCACGACCUUUAACGGCAUCAAGGCGACACACCCUGACUACAGUGUUACGGUUACGGGGCACUCCUUGGGCGCAGGCUACGCGUACCUAAUGGGUGUCGAGCUGCAAUUGCUAGGUCACCAGCCUAAUUUGAUCACCUAUGGUGGUUUGAGAAUGGGUAACGCUGCUAUGAACGACUGGGUCGAUAGCAUUUUCAAGUCUAAGGAAGUCGCAGAUCGCAUCAACGCUGGCGAGCUUCCUUUGAACUCAUACAUCAGAGUUGUUCAGGCAUACGACAUUGUUCCCUUGGUCCCACCCGGACCUCUUUACAACCACGCUGGUGUGUCUUUCACUAUUAGAGACAAUUCUACUUUGUUCCCCUCCAAGGCUGAUGUAGUUUUCGAUGGUUACAAGCCAAAGCUGAACGAAAUUAUCGCCGAUAUUCUUUUAAGUGGUAGAAUCCUAGACUUGUUACGUGCUUUAGAUCACAACAAGUUCUUCAGAAGAAUGGCAAUUCCUUGUCUAUCUGAUACUGUCAGCAUCAGUGGUCGUUGA
Eremothecium cymbalariae DBVPG#7215 is the source of this 975-nucleotide messenger RNA. Its product is annotated as lipase family protein. The record is from RefSeq and is a predicted model, not a curated record. The coding region runs from base 1 to 975 and encodes 324 amino acids. Gene Ontology annotation, biological process: lipid metabolic process. NCBI's taxonomy places the organism in Eukaryota, Fungi, Ascomycota, Saccharomycetes, Saccharomycetales, Saccharomycetaceae. The transcript has a single exon.